This is a messenger RNA of Desarmillaria tabescens, 1734 nucleotides long. RefSeq lists its product as uncharacterized. The transcript is spliced from 3 exons. The coding region runs from base 1 to 1734 and encodes 577 amino acids. The record is from RefSeq and is a predicted model, not a curated record. Lineage: Eukaryota; Fungi; Basidiomycota; Agaricomycetes; Agaricales; Physalacriaceae.
AUGUCGCGGCGCCAAAAUCGCGUCUCUCCCCUCGCCAUCGUCCUGCCCCAGCCCUCGCUCCCUCGUCGUCGUUCAUCUCUUCUUUCCACCGGCUCUGCUUCCUCUACACCCAGAACACCCCGUUCGUCGGCUUGCGGCUCACCGAAUUGUUCAUCCUGGUUCAUCAAAUCAAACAAUAGAAAGAGCUCAGAUAGCUGGAACAGCUCAAAUCAGGAUUUUGGAGACGAUGUAGAGACUGCUGAAUGGAAGCCUGAUCAUAUUUUAUUGCUGUCACGGACCCUAGAUGCUCUUCCUUCACAUCUAGUCACUCCUUUUAAUGGCCCUAUCCCUCCUUCUAAUCUCCUCGAUAAGAUUGCUCGAGGUGUCGCCCAAGCUAAGGGACCCAAUGAUUGGCCGUUUUCCCUUCGUGCAACCCGCGUAAAACUCAUUGAGAUCGCUCGUACACGCGCCAAAGAGGAAGCCAAGGUAUACACCGACGAGAACGAUGAUUAUUUCUUUCGUGGUGGGGAAUCCGAACUCCCUGCAGUUGGAAAGAAGCCUCGCCGUCCCGUAUAUAGGCAAUCCAGUAUGGACUUUCUCUAUGGGUCCAUCUCCGAAGAUCAGGAUGAGCACGACAAUAUCACGCGCUUGUCCAACCGUCUUCAGCGAACGUCAGAUUGCCUUGUCUCACCGACCACAUCCUAUCAUCCGUAUUCGCGGACGCGAAAUCACCUUUCCCAGCGCCGUUCAGCUUCACCGCCCCGUCCUGGUCACCUUCCGUCCCUCCUUAGUCCAUCUACACCCAGUACCUCGACCCUCACUACUCUUACUACCCUCUCUUCCUCAUGCUCACAUCAUAGGCGCUCCGGAUCUACUCUUUCGUCAAUGACCUCCAACGAGUCCUUGAGUAGUGUCGAUGCCAAAUUGUCAUAUCAUCAGCUGCUGCCUUCUUCCAUGGCUUCCGCCGCGGAUCCACGCGUCCAGCGUGUCCGUCGAUCAGAAUCAUUUUGUGGACCCUCAGCCUCAGCCAACGAUCAAGCUGUUUUCAUCCAGUCCGCAACGCCUUCGCCCGUACGACAGUCGAUUAAGCGUGCCCCGUCUUUCGGUGCUGCGGCGCAAGAACUUAAAGAGAGUAAUCGAGCGAGGGUCGCUAAUGACCUCGGUCUUCUUGGAAUGGAAACACCCACUGAUGCAGUCUCAUAUCCUUCUUCUGAUGAAGAGGAGAAGAAGAGGAGCAAACAUGUGAAGAAAGCGAGGACCAGGAAUAUUGUUACAGCAUCGCCACCCCUUUCACAGCCAUCUUCAUCUACCCCCACCCCCGAAGCUAAGGUCAAGGGCACGAAGAAGUGCAGAGAGCGAAAAGAUUCUGGCCAUGGCAAAACGGAUGGUGACCGGUCGUCUUCUAAUGCCAAUCUUGGCAUCGGAAGGCAGUCAACGUCACAGCGGCCAGCUCAGCGCAUGAGUCUCCAGCGAAAUCCCAGUAUUUUUGGCGCCGAGCUUCCUCAUCUCCAUAUUCCCCCUCCGGCCGAUCAUCAAAUGCAAAUCGAUUCUAUGUACAUGGGUCCCAGCACGGUGAAGAAGACUCCUACCCUUCGUCGGGUACGUCGAUUGGGCCUUGCGCCCUCGAGACGGAUAUCGUUUGGGAGUCUUGUUGUCCCCGAGGACAGUGUGGUGUCCCGUUUCGAUCAAGGGCAUGACGCAGAUGUCGAAGAAGAUGGCGAAAUUGGGCUGGGUAGUGCUUUUCAACUGAGAUGA